Drechmeria coniospora is the source of this 744-nucleotide messenger RNA. RefSeq lists its product as uncharacterized. The record is from RefSeq and is a predicted model, not a curated record. The coding region runs from base 1 to 744 and encodes 247 amino acids. The transcript has a single exon. NCBI's taxonomy places the organism in Eukaryota, Fungi, Ascomycota, Sordariomycetes, Hypocreales, Ophiocordycipitaceae.
AUGAAUGCUCACCAUGGGGUUGCGGCCGCGCAUGGCAUCAUUGCCGUCAAGCAUCGUAACGUCAAGACUCGACGGUCGGGAACGGGAACGAACAAGCUGGCAUCGUUGCUGGUUUCACAUGGACGGCCAGAGGAAAUCACCGACGCGGACGCGUCUUCGGGACAGCAUCACGACCUUGCAGGAUCGUCGCUGACGGCACUCCGAAACCGUGCGGCCGGGUUCCAGCGGCGAGUCGUCCGCUUGACGGGGACAGCCGCGCGUGGAGGUGCAAGGUCGACGGCGUCAUGGCUCAGCAUCCAGUCUGGAACCGUAGGUGAGGCUGGCAACAUCGACAGAGCCCGUGGGGGCAAACCUCGCGGCCCAUCAGUCAACGUCGGUGCAAGCACAGCCCUCGGCGACAAUGGACGCUGGCGGCAGCAAAAGGUUCAGCCGGUCCAGCACUCGGCCAUGGUACGGGCGCACUGGCAUCGUAAGCAACCGGGGUAUAUAUCUGAAACUCGGGUCACUCUCCGUCACGUCGGCCAAAUAGGUACACGGGUGCCUAUACAACAUAAGUACAUGGUCAUAUCAUAUCGAGCGCAGCAGGUCUGCCAUGCGCGACGGAACGGCUCCCGUCGUCACCUUGCUAACGAUAUGUCCAUGUCCGAGGUGCCGGAAGAAUGGUCGUCCAUUACGCCAGGCCAACUCCAUCAGCAGCAUGCCAUCGUUCUCCGUUCCUUGACGUUCACUCGGGCGGCAUUUUGA